Aspergillus terreus NIH2624 is the source of this 2661-nucleotide messenger RNA. Its product is annotated as exocyst complex component Sec10 family protein. Gene Ontology annotation, molecular function: protein binding. Gene Ontology annotation, biological process: Golgi to plasma membrane transport; exocytosis. The transcript has 3 exons. NCBI's taxonomy places the organism in Eukaryota, Fungi, Ascomycota, Eurotiomycetes, Eurotiales, Aspergillaceae. The record is from RefSeq and is a predicted model, not a curated record. Gene Ontology annotation, cellular component: exocyst; cytoplasm. The coding region runs from base 1 to 2661 and encodes 886 amino acids.
AUGUCGAAAGUGAGGAAUGGGCCCGGGACUGCGGCGAAAGCCCCCCGCCGAGAUGUAUUGGCUUCGCUCAAGAUGACUUCCAUGGAGGAAAUCUCCAGGGCUUCCCUACCAGCAGAGAUUAUGUCUUCGAUUCUCGACUAUCUUUCUCCCGUCGACCUCAUUCGAGCGGCACGAGCGUCGAAGCUCCUCCGCGAGAUGGCCUACGAUGAUAGCCGAUGGGUACAAAAGCUGAAGCGCAUGGGCUGCUGGGACGAAUUGGCGGCUCGGAAAAGAGUCGAGGAAACGUUUGGGACCAUUGCGGAUGUGAAGAGUGUGGAGCAUACCGAGACGGAGGAGGCCACCCCUCAAGUAUCGGCAGCGGUCAACAAGCCAACGAUUAGCUUGAAUACUUUGUCCGACGGGUUCGACAAAAUCGAGCUGUCACCUUCAGCCGCAGCUAUCGCACAAAGCGAGAUGGACAGUGAUCCCGUCUUGGGGGCACUCGCUCAAGUCAAGUCUAUUCGAGGGGAAGCGCGUCAAGAGUAUGGAAAGGUCCAUGCUGCCCUCGCACCUUUCUACAAUGACAUCGCCGUCACUGGACCUUCGCCGGAUAACCUGCUGUUCCAGAAAUACACCGAUCCGCAACAACAGGCCCAGAUUUUCUCGCAGUUACAGGCCUUUUCUAAGGUCGACUCUACAGCCCAAUGGCGUGAAAACGUCGCCCAACUACAAACAGCUAUCUCGAUGUUUGAAACGGCGGCCAUAAAGGAAUUCAGACAUGGAUAUGAAACAGAAGAUAUCGAUGAUCGGAUGCGGAAAUAUGCGCAUGUCCUUUAUACCUUGAAUGGCGGGACAUCGGCCGUCGAGCUGUUUCUCCACCAUAAUCAUCUGGUUACGCGCAAGUCAGAUUUCGGCAGUGUGGCUGACUGCAUUGACCCGAUCGCUCAGCGAGUGAAACUCGAACAAACCCAGGCCUUCUUUACCCGAUUGAGCGUUGCGUACAAUGAGGAGGUCUCUAUCAUCAACCGGGCAUUCCCACCAGCGCUGAAGUUCGCAUCGUCAUUCACAGAAAAAGUAGGGCAAGACGUGUUGUAUCCCUUUCUGACAGCGAUCUUCGACGAGCUACACCGCAUGAAUAUCGAGGCAUAUUUGACUGCAGUAUCUGGCACAUUCGCGCAGUGUCUGAACUUUUCUGAUGCUCUGUUACCGAUUCAGAGUGCUGCUAACGACUAUGACGAGUUUCUCGAUAACGUUAUCGCUAAAGUAUUCGAGCCGCAUAUGGACUUGUAUCUCGCAGAGGAAUUGGACCAUUUCCGAAAAGACUCUGAGGCGGCAGUGGAAGACUGGGACAGACAACUAUCGGAACAGGCUGCUUCUACCGAAUCAUUCCUUAUGUCGAACGUCAAUCGACAGGCCGACAAGCGAGAUUUCUUGACCUCGUUCAAGAAAGUGAUUAUGGCGCCUGUCAACAUUCUUCCCAGCUUUUCCACGUCGAAGACGACCGAACAAAAAUCCGACGACGAGUCUGCUGGCAGCGAUUCGUCGGCAUUGAAGAGUUCCAAGCGAUUCUCGACUAUGUCGGCCCCGAGCACUCCUCCGGCGAUAGAGCCACCCACCGAUGAGUUGGCAGCGAAGGCCGCCAUCAUGAAAUCCAAGAUGGAGGGUAUCCGAUCUCUAUUCAGCAUCGAAGUCGCUUUGAACAUGGUCCACUCGGCUAAGUCCAGUCUGGAGCGCGCUGCGCAAUUCGUCAGAAUCGGAGGCCAAACUGGAGAGGCAGUCAAGCAGCAAUGCGAAGCGAUCUUUGUCGCCUUAGUGCGGAUACUGGGACAUCGUCACCUUAUCGUCGGAUUCAACAAGGCAGUAGAUCAUCUGUCAAACUACCGACCUCGGGAGCAAGGCGAACGUGAUCACUCCGGGGUCGAACCAUUGGUAACGUUUUUGGAAUUGGUGAACGUUGGCGAUCUGAUUCUCCAGAUGAUCGACGUGUUCUAUGAGCAGGAACUUAUUGGUUCCAAACUGACGGAUCGGAAUGACUUUGUGGAUCCCGCCGUGAAAGCGAAGAAAAAGUUCGAACAGAACUUAGAUGAGCGCGUGGCUGCCGGGUUGAACAAGGGAAUUGACGUUCUCAUGGAGGAAGUCGACUACAUCCUGGCUACGAGGCAGCUGGCGACGGAUUUCAAUCCCAGUGUCUCAUCCGACCCUUACCGGAGGACUAUGGAGGUUGGGGUCACUGAAGCAGCAACGGCGGUAGUCGACGUGGUGUCGUCGCAUACACAGAUGCUUGUGGGCAGUACAGAUAAGAGUACCCUCGAUGUCUUCAACCAAGAGGUCGGGCUCCGCUUGUUCACUGCACUGUGCAAACAUCUCAAACGCCAACGGAUCAGCGUAGAGGGAUCCUUGCGGCUGAUCAGUGAUAUGAACCACUACUUCCAGUUCAUCCAGAAAUUCAGAAACAACGAACUCCUCGUCUACUUCAAGGCGUUCCGUGAGCUUUCCCAGAUCUAUCUCAUUGACCCGUCCGAUGCGAAGGAACUGGCCACCCUUAUUGCCGACUCCGAUCGGUUCCAGGGGAUCUGGCGGGUGGAGGAGGUGUAUGAAUUUGCCGAGCGCCGGGCAGAUUGGUACCAGGUGAAACGCGACGUCGAGCGAGCGAUGUACGGAAUUGGCUGCACAGUUAUGUGA